Vespa mandarinia (Asian giant hornet) is the source of this 3512-nucleotide messenger RNA. RefSeq names its product kinesin-like protein 64D (gene Klp64D). Gene Ontology annotation, biological process: microtubule-based movement. The record is from RefSeq and is a predicted model, not a curated record. Lineage: Eukaryota; Metazoa; Arthropoda; Insecta; Hymenoptera; Vespidae. Gene Ontology annotation, molecular function: microtubule binding; ATP binding; microtubule motor activity.
GAUCGAUCCAUUUGUUUACGGAGGUUGUCUGCUAGUCUUUUCGCUUAGUCCGAGGUGUUUUGAGAAUAAAGUACCAUGCUUUAAAUUGUUCUUUUUAUGUAAUCAUUCCAAGUAAAUCAACCGUACUGCAAUGACGGGAACGGGAGAUAAUAUCACAGAAUUAGGAGAGAUAGAAAAUGUCAGAGUUGUUGUUCGUGUUCGACCAUUAAAUGGAAAGGAGUUGGACGGACACUGCAAAAAUAUAAUACAAGUGGACGCGUUAAACAGUGAAAUAACUAUCGAAAAUCCAAAUGCACUUCAAGGUGAACCACCAAAAGUUUUCUCCUUUGAUGCUGUCUUUGACACCGAUUCUACUCAAGUUGAUAUUUAUAAUGAAACUGCAAGACCUAUCGUUGAUAAAGUUUUACAAGGAUAUAAUGGAACUAUACUUGCAUAUGGUCAAACUGGUACCGGUAAAACAUAUACUAUGUCAGGUGCAAAAACUCCUCCUCAGCUUAGAGGUGUUAUCCCAAAUACCUUUGCACAUAUAUUUGGACACAUAGCUAAAGCAGAUGAAAAUCAAAAAUUCCUUGUACGUGCAACAUAUUUGGAAAUUUAUAAUGAAGAAGUAAGAGAUCUUCUCGGUAAGGAUCAAACCAGUCGAUUAGAGGUCAAAGAACGACCAGACAUUGGAGUAUUUGUAAAGGAUCUUAGUGGUUAUGUCGUAAAUAAUGCAGAUGAUUUAGAUCGUAUCAUGUCACUUGGCAAUAAAAAUCGUGUCGUAGGAGCAACUGCCAUGAAUGUCUCUAGCUCUAGAUCUCAUGCUAUAUUUACAAUAACAGUUGAAUCUAGUCAACUUGGUGAAGAUGGAGAACAACAUGUUAAAAUGGGAAAACUUCAUUUAGUGGAUUUAGCUGGUUCUGAAAGACAAAGUAAAACAAAAGCAAGUGGAGUAAGACUUAGAGAAGCUACCAAAAUUAAUUUAUCAUUAUCAACAUUGGGUAAUGUAAUAUCUGCUCUUGUUGAUGGGCAAAGCUCUCAUGUGCCUUACAGAAAUUCAAAGUUGACAAGAUUGCUUCAGGACUCUUUGGGUGGUAAUUCUAAAACGUUGAUGUGUGCGAAUGUAAGCCCUGCUGAUAUAAAUUAUGAUGAAACGAUAAGCACACUACGUUACGCUAAUCGUGCCAAGAAUAUAAAGAAUAGAGCAAGAAUAAAUGAAGAUCCUAAAGAUGCUUUACUUCGUCAAUUUCAAGUUGAGAUUGAACAGUUACGAAAACAGCUUGAAGAAAAUGGAACAGAAAUAUCAGAAACAGAAUCUGAAACGGAAGAUUCAGAAGACACAGGAGAACCGCGACGUGAGAAAAAAGCAAAACACAGAAGAAGUCAAAUGUUAACGAUGGAAGAAUUAGGUGACAGAGAUGUAAAUACAGAAAAAGUAGAUAAAGCAGAAAGAGAUGACAAAAGUCCAGAUGAUAAAGAUGUUAUCGAAUUAAAAAGGACACAAAGUGAAAAAGAAGCCUUAAGAGAAAAAAUGCAGAAUUUACAAAAUAAGAUAUUGGUCGGUGGUGAAAAUUUAUUAGAAAAAGCUGAAGCUCAGGAACAAUUAUUAGCUGCUGCAGCUAUUGAACUUGACCAACGUAAAAGUCGAGAAGAACAAUUAAAGAAAGCUAUAGAAGAAAAAGAAGCAGAACGUAUCGAUAUAGAAGAAAAGUAUUCCUCUUUACAGGAGGAAGCAGCUGGAAAAACUAAAAAAUUAACUAGAGUUUAUACAAUGCUGAUGUCUGUUAAAGCUGAGUUGUCUGAUUUACAACAGGAGCACCAAAGAGAAAUGGAAGGUCUUUUAGAAGGAGUUAGAGGUAUUGGAAGAGAAUUACAACUUCAAGAAUUAAUUGUGAAUAACUAUAUACCUUUGCAGUAUCAAACUAUGAUUGAAAGAUAUGUUCAUUGGAACGAUGAUAUCGGCGAAUGGCAAUUAAAGUGUGUAGCAUACACCGGUAAUAAUAUGCGGAAAGCACAAGUAAUACCACCUAUUGGAAAUAACAGAGAUCAAAUUCAACCAGAUAUGUCAAAUAUAUAUCUUACAUAUAAUACAAGAACAGAUAGUACAUUCAUACAACCGAAAAAGGUAAGAAGUCGCUCGGGUGUACCACGACCAACUACAGCUCAUCGACAUAUACCACAUUAAAAGAAUAUUAGGUUGUGAAAUAAUAAUAAUUAUAUUUCAAAUCUUACUUAGCCUUUCUAAAAUACUUUUUGUAAUAAGUAGUAAUGAUUUUAUUUAUUUAUUUUUUAUUAAAUGUGAUAAUUUCUAAUGAGGACUUAUGCACAUUGUAGCACAUAUAUAUGAGGUGGCUUUUCAACUUAAUCAGAAGUAUUGCUAUAUAGAAUACAUAAAAAGAGUCGCCUCAAUGUGUGCUUCAUGCAAUAGUACAGUGAUAUUCUUAUGUAUUAUUAUAAUUAUACUUUUCUUCAAAUUAUUUUUGAAGAAUUAUUUUGAAGAAUUUUUUAUCAAAUUUAUUGAUAAAUGCAUAAUGAAUAUUUUUUUAAAUAUUCUUUUACAAAUUAACAUUAAAAUUUUUUAUUAGAAUAUGAUAUUAAUGAUGAUCAAACACAUUCUAUAUUGUCCCUUGUUAUUUCUAUAAAUUUUUUCAAUUUUAAUUAACCUUUUUAAAUUUUUUAUGUACAUCAAUUGUAAGUAUAAAAUUGUUACAUAUUUCUUCUGUGAUGCAAUCUACAUUGCAAGAUGCAGACCAAAUAAUGAAACGUAAAUGAGUACUGAAUUCAAUAUAUGCAAUAUCUUUCUCUUUUAUUAUAGUAUUUGACACAGAUAAUUUCCAAAAGAAAAAUAAUUAUAGAGAAGAAAAGUAUGUACCAUACAGUACCUGUGUUAUUAGAAAUAAAAACUAAAAUAUCAUGCCUCAAAGGCAAGUAGGAUAUUUGAUGCAUGUCAAAAUAUUUAAGAACAGCUAAAAAAUUUAUUACAUGUUUUUACAUUAUCAUCAUAUAGAGAUUUUGAUAAACAACACGUCUUGAUAAAGUCUGCGUGUAUGUGAAAAAUACUCUGAGACAUAUUAAUCCCACAAUACCAAGAUUUCAUUGUAAACUUGGUACAGAUUCUUAUUAAUUUAUUAAUUUAAUGUAUAAAGUUGUCUCUUGUCCCUGUGUCUUAAUCAAUCAAUGUUCAUCUCUGUCUUAAUAUAAUGUAUCGUAUAAAACCAUUGGAUAAAAAUAAUAGAAUUAUAGCGGCUCUAACAAGUAAUAUAUAUUUUUGAUCGAAAAAAAGAAAUAUACGCGAAUAAAAAUAAAAAAAGAAAAAUUAUAGAGCCAUUCAAUUAUCAAACCUGAAUUGUCAAUGCUUUAAGACACUAACUAGAUUUAUUCUUACAUAAUUUUUAUGCUCUUUAAUCUUUUGUAGUUACUUAUGAUGCAUUUAUUAAGUACUGUGAUAAAGAAACGCUUAUAUUAUUUUGAAUGUUUUUUUUUCUGCACUUUAUUUACAAAUAAUAUAAGAAUCACAACAACUAGAUUUUAAC